AUGUCAGCGUAUGUAACAAAAACAUCCUGGGCUGAUGAAAUCGACGAACUAGAGGCACCAAUACAGAAAAUAUCCGACUCCGUCGAUGAGAAUGGCAUCCGAACAACUGUAGAGUAUGUUUUGAAUGAUGAGGGGAAGAAAGUGAAGAUCACCCGACGAAUCAAACGGACCCUUCAGAAAGCUACUGUCGAUCCUAAAAUUGCACAGCGUCAAAAAUGGGCGAAAUUCGGCCAAGAACGGGGAAAUAAGCCUGGUCCUGAUCGUGCAACGACGACAGUAGGAGAAAAUGUGGGAUUGAAGUUGAGCGUUGGGAACAAGUCGUCUGAUGCUGAGCCCACGCAAGAAGAGAGCAUGAAGAGCAAACUCGCUAAAUCCGGCGCUGGCAAAGUCAACUGUAGGAUUUGUAAGGGUGACCAUUUCACCGCGAAAUGUCCCUACAAGGAUACUUUGGGUGCCCUUGAUAACCCUGACACCGGUGCAGGACCCGAUGAUGGUCUAACCAGCGACGCCACCCCUUCUGCACCCGCCACAACGGGAGGCAAGUACGUACCACCUUCAAUGCGUGCUGGGGCCAGCAGGCCUGGUGAAUCCAUGCGCGGCCUUUCUUCCGGUGGGAACAGAGACGACUACCCCACGUUGCGCGUCACGAAUGUCAGCGAGGAUACGCAAGAGAACGACCUCCGAGAGCUCUUCCAGGUCUUUGGCAGAAUCAUGCGUGUAUAUGUUGGCAGAGACCGUGAAACUGGUGCUGGCAAAGGCUUCGCCUUCGUCAGCUUUGAUGAAAGGGCCCAUGCGCAGAGGGCAAUGGAAAAGAUGAAUGGGUUCGGUUACGAUAACCUUAUUCUGAGUGUACAGUGGAGCCAACCACGUCCCGAGCAGAGAUAG
Molecule: messenger RNA, 885 nt
Organism: Guyanagaster necrorhizus
Lineage: Eukaryota; Fungi; Basidiomycota; Agaricomycetes; Agaricales; Physalacriaceae
Product: translation initiation factor eIF3g
Exons: 7
Coding region: 1-885 (294 amino acids)
Cellular component (GO): cytoplasm; eukaryotic translation initiation factor 3 complex
Molecular function (GO): translation initiation factor activity; RNA binding
Source: RefSeq, a predicted model, not a curated record